CUUUGACUUGUUUGUGCUCCAACUGCAACCAAGCAAACUCCACGUGUGAAACCGAUGGUGUCUGCAUGGUCUCCAUCUCCAAUCUGGAUGGGGUUAAGUAUCACAUUCGCGCCUGUAUCCCCAAAGCAGAGUUGGUUCCUGCUGGAAAGCCCUUCCACUGCCUGAGUUCAGAAGAUGUGCGAAACACGCACUGCUGCAUCUCAGAUUUCUGCAACAAGGUGGACUUAAUGGUGCCCAGCGGGCACCUGAAAGAAACUGAACCCCAGUCCAGCUGGGGCCCUGUGGAGCUGGUGGCAGUGAUUGCAGGACCAGUCUUCCUCGUAUUUGUCAUCAUAAUUGUGGUGGUGUUUGUCUUUCACCAUCACCAGCGAGUCUAUCACAAUCGGCAGCGGUUGGACAUGGAAGAUCCCUCUUGCGAAAUGUGUCUGUCCAAGGAUAAGACCCUGCCAGAUCUGGUCUAUGAUCUUUCCACCUCUGGCUCUGGCUCAGGUUUGCCCCUCUUUGUGCAGCGGACUGUAGCUCGAACGAUUGUCCUGCAGGAGAUCAUUGGCAAAGGCCGCUUUGGGGAAGUGUGGCGAGGCAGGUGGCGUGGUGGUGAUGUGGCUGUGAAAAUCUUUUCUUCACGGGAGGAGCGCUCCUGGUUUAGGGAGGCAGAAAUAUACCAGACGGUCAUGUUGCGACAUGAGAACAUUCUGGGAUUUAUUGCUGCAGAUAACAAAGAUAAUGGGACCUGGACACAGCUGUGGCUCGUCUCCGAUUACCACGAGCAUGGCUCCCUGUUCGAUUACCUCAACCGAUACACUGUGACCAUUGAGGGGAUGAUUAAGCUGGCCCUGUCUGCGGCCAGCGGCUUGGCCCAUCUGCACAUGGAGAUCGUGGGGACCCAAGGAAAGCCAGGGAUUGCCCACCGAGACUUGAAAUCCAAAAACAUCCUGGUGAAGAAGAACGGCACCUGUGCCAUUGCUGACCUGGGGCUGGCUGUCCGCCAUGAUUCGGUCACUGAUACUAUUGACAUUGCACCCAACCAGAGGGUUGGAACAAAGCGAUACAUGGCCCCCGAGGUGCUGGAUGAAACCAUCAACAUGAAGCAUUUUGAUUCUUUCAAGUGUGCCGAUAUCUAUGCCCUGGGCUUAGUCUAUUGGGAGAUUGCUCGUAGGUGCAAUGCAGGAGGUAUCCAUGAAGAAUAUCAGCUUCCGUACUACGACCUUGUGCCCUCUGACCCGUCCAUUGAGGAGAUGCGGAAAGUUGUAUGCGACCAGAAGCUGCGGCCCAACAUUCCUAACUGGUGGCAGAGCUAUGAGGCGCUGCGAGUGAUGGGCAAGAUGAUGCGGGAGUGCUGGUACGCCAAUGGUGCCGCUCGACUCACUGCCUUGCGCAUCAAGAAAACGCUGUCGCAGCUCAGCGUCCAGGAAGAUGUGAAAAUCUAGCUGAGGGAACUGCACAGCAGCUGCCAUGCUAGAGCAUGCGAUGGAGGCCUACCUCGCGUUUCUACCCAACCGUGCUGCGAUCACCAGACAGCGUGACCUGUGGGCUACUAGGCAGGCAGGGGGGCGAGCCUGUGAAAAACGCUUCCUCCCUAGUUGGGUAUGAAACGAACAGAAACCUUUUGCGAUCACCUCCUGACAGCAUGAAGACGGGAGGGACUCCUCGGAGGGGGUCUCAGCCAUGAGUGUAACUUUUUUUCUUUUUUCUUUGAUGGAAAUCCCUGUAAAGUCCAGUGUGUGGUUCUCAUAGGAAAGGGGCUGGGUGCUGGGAGCGGGUGGGAAAAGGGGAGGCUUUCUUGCUGUACCCUGGGGUUUGUUUUUCUGGGGGUGGCGUGUGCACUUUUACACCCCCUCCCCCCCACAUGUUCUCCCUCAUAUUUGAAAAAACAUGGUGCUCCCUUCCAAGAGCUGAGCCUGAGCAGUUCUAUCAGCUUUGUGAAACCAUUUCCCUUCUGGUUUUAUUUCUAUACGUUUUGUUUUGUUUUGUUUUUUUUUUUUUUAAGCUUGAAAUAUCCUACAGUUCAAAGAGGUCAGGCCGGCCACUGGUAUGUGCAGCAGUGCAUGUGUGCGUGAGGCGCAUGCUGCCCCCCUCCACAGGCGAGCAGGAUGCACUUGCAGGGGUGCGCAUCUCCAUCUGUGCUUUCUGUGCAUGUGCAAUCUCAAGUGUCCCCUUCUGCACUGUGCGUGCUGGUGCCCUCCUCUUGUCCAGCAGCAAGCAUCCUCUAGCUUGAAUAGGCUGCUUUCAACCAGACCCUUUGUCCUCCCACGUGGGGGACAUGUCCUGGCACUAGCUGCAGGAACUUCCAUCAGGUGUACUUCACUGCCACCCCCUCCCCUCCCUAAAAUGAGGAACUGACUUCAACCUGGAGUUCAGGAUUUUGAGCAGACCCUCUGGGUUUGCAGUGCUUGCAGCUUGGAAGGACUGCCUGGUGAGGAGGGAUAUGGCAGAGCUGAGAGGUGCCUGAAGUUUGAGCUGGUGCUGUGCCUGGCUGGAGGGUCCUGGGCAGGCAGGCAUGCAGGGCAUCCGCCUUUGGGAGUGUAGCCCUUAGAUGUUUUGAAAGGGCUCUGGUAGGAACACUACAAAACCUGCCACUAGGCAUGUACGGCCUGACCCGCAGAAAGCCGAGUGCCCGUGGAAGUGGGUACUGCCCAGUACCCCUCGAGGCAUCCGGCCGGAUCUAGUGGCAGGGGAGUCAGGAUUGGAAGUGCGCGUCCAUCUUUUUAAUAUACCUGUGUAAAUAUCUCGUGUUCUGGAAGCAGCUGUGUAUAACUUGGGGUGGGAGCGGGGGCAGGGGGGGGUCACUGCAUGAAUCUGAUUGCAACUGAAUAACCAAUCUGGGUGAAGCAGAACUGAUCUGACUGUUGCAGCCACGUGGGGGCCUAGCAAAUGUGGGAGCCAAGGGAAGCCGAGUGCAGGGAAUGGCAGUAGCGAGGGCCGUUCCGGGAAGCUGGGCUUUUGGCUGGGUCCGUACCUGUGGUGGAGAACUCUGAAGCCAUAACUUUUAACUGGAGUGGGUUUGAUUAGUUUUUUUUAUUUUCCGGGAGGGUCUGGAUUUUAACUUUUUUUAAUAUUGUUAAUUCUUUGUAAGAGAAGAAGAAAAAAAAAAAAACCAACAAACAAUCUCUAAUGAUUACCUCUCAACCUGUUCGUUUGUAAUGAAAUCACUGCAAAAAAGAAAAAAAAACCAAAUGCACACUGCUCGACUUACACUGGAACUGUUUCUACUCGAACCUGGGGCCUGCUCUGAAAGGUGAGGCUUCAUCUCUGCUCCAGCUGCCGGGGUGACUUUUUCUAAAACACUCUGUUCUUGCUGUCUGUGUAUCCAUGUCUGUCUGUCCCUGAGCCCCGUAUCAUGUCUGUGAUGAUGGUAUCUGUGUACAGUGAGGAAUCUCUUGCCUUGUGUUUGGAGCCAUUUUGCAUCCUCCCGUUGUUUGAAGAUGACAGGCAGCGCGGAGCUGUUCCCCUGCCUGGGAGGCUGCAGGCCAUUGGUUCGUGGAGCAGUGGAGUACGUGAUUUGUGAAUGUACAGCUUUCCUUCCCCUUCUGAUUUGUUCUGAUGUUUCUCAGCCAGAGGUUACCCUGUCUCUACAGCGACACUGCACUGGCUGAUCCCUUCUACACUUAGAAACCCGGUGGUGGGCGCCUGAGACCAGGCCGACACGAUUCCUCAGCUGCCAGGAGCAGGGCUGGUCGGGCUGGGGAGGGAGUUGUAGCCGUGGCCAGGCCCAUCACGCCAGCAGGUACGGUUUGCCAUGUCCUUCUGUGAGCAUUGUAUCCU
This is a messenger RNA of Alligator sinensis (Chinese alligator), 3762 nucleotides long. It is a transcript of the gene ACVR1B, whose product is annotated as activin A receptor type 1B. Gene Ontology annotation, biological process: cellular response to growth factor stimulus; protein phosphorylation; activin receptor signaling pathway. NCBI's taxonomy places the organism in Eukaryota, Metazoa, Chordata, Crocodylia, Alligatoridae. The transcript is spliced from 8 exons. The record is from RefSeq and is a predicted model, not a curated record. Gene Ontology annotation, molecular function: activin receptor activity, type I; ATP binding; activin binding. The coding region runs from base 66 to 1427 and encodes 453 amino acids. Gene Ontology annotation, cellular component: plasma membrane; activin receptor complex.